GCACCGGAUAAGGCGGGUGCAUUGUAGCGGAACCCGGAAAUUAGUAACCGAGCACCGCACGACCAGACGACAAGAGCUGACGCAUUGCUUAAAACUUCAUAUCUGUUGGGAUAUAAACCAAAACCCAGUUACCGUCAAAGGAAGACUUACAUUAGAAUAACCAGAAUGGAAGGGUCAUUGACAGUUACUUCCAAUCCCUCUGUGAAUGUGCGUCUAACCACCGCCAUAUCCUCUUUUGAGGUCAAGCGAAGGUUUGAUAGAGGCUUGUGCAUUGCAGAGCUGAAGGGGAAACUGGAGAUGGUGGUGGGCGUGCCUUCCUCCUGCAUGGACCUGGAGUUGUUCAGCACCUCAGACGAUUACAUGCAAAAAAUGGAUGACGACAACGCUUUGCUGGGCUCUUAUCCCGUGGAUGAUGACUGCAGAAUACACGUUAUUGAUCAAAGUGGUGGUCAACUGGGAGAGUUCACUGAUGUUUCCAAAGUGGAGAAGUUUGCUCUGUCAGAUGACGCGUAUGAAAAGAGAACAGAGACGGCAAGGUCCUUCAUGAAGAAGCAGUCACUCGGUCGCUACAAUGAAGAAGAAAUGGCCAAGAAAAAAGCAGAGAGCAUCGCUCGGGAGGAAGAACAGAAGGCGGCUGCUGAAGCCAUUACCGUCGGCAGCCGAUGCCAAGUGCACGCCAGCGGGCAGCCCACAAAGCUUGGCACAGUCAUGUAUGUUGGCACAACAGAAUUCAAGCCAGGCUUUUGGGUGGGUGUGAAGUAUGAUGAGCCACUGGGGAAACAUGACGGCAGUUGUAACGGGAAGCGGUACUUUGAAUGUGAGAACAAAUAUGGAGGCUUCGUGAAGCCGCUGAACGUGACCGUCGGAGACUUUCCUGAAGAGGAUUACGGUUUAGAUGAAAUGUAGGACUGAACGUGCGAUGGUGGGGGAGAAAAAACAUCAUCCAAACAUUUUUUUUUUUUUGCAUCUUGUGCUUUUUCAAGAGGGAAAGUGAGCAGUGGUGUUUGAGUUAAGUAUGUUCUUUUAACUCCAAAGUCCUUCAUUUCAUGGUCAUGCAGCAUAAUAUUUAAUGUACGCCUAUUCUGUAUCCUUGGGCAUGCAGGAUGUGAUCAUAUGUACAAUAUAAGAAUACUAAAAAGGCAGAGUUUUUGAUGCAACUUUCAAUCCUUCAUGUGUUUGUAAUGUCACAGUAUACUGUAUUGUCAUUUUUCAUCCUUUGAUUUAUUGCAGUGUGUACCAAUCAUACUGUAUGUACAAAAAGGAACCUCUUCCUUUUCAAAUGUUUGUGUAUAAAAUAUAGAUCAUGUCUCCAUGUAGAUAAAUGAUGCAUUGCAUUUCCUCUUA
Messenger RNA from Nerophis lumbriciformis (worm pipefish), 1344 nucleotides. It is a transcript of the gene tbcb, whose product is annotated as tubulin folding cofactor B. The record is from RefSeq and is a predicted model, not a curated record. Gene Ontology annotation, cellular component: nucleus; cell cortex; microtubule plus-end. Gene Ontology annotation, molecular function: alpha-tubulin binding; microtubule plus-end binding. Gene Ontology annotation, biological process: cytoplasmic microtubule organization; tubulin complex assembly; post-chaperonin tubulin folding pathway. NCBI's taxonomy places the organism in Eukaryota, Metazoa, Chordata, Actinopteri, Syngnathiformes, Syngnathidae.